AUGGAACCUUCCGAAGUUCCAAGAAACAGAUACUGGGGACUGCAUCCUCCCCCUGCUCCUUUCGAAGAUGUUGUAGAUAAUGGGUUGAUGGGGAUCCAGAGAGCCAUUUUUCUUAGAAAGGCGGGAAUGGACACUCCGGUUGAUGAAGAGUACCUCGAGGCAUCACGUGAGAAGGACUUGAGUCACCCAGUCAGGGAGGGAAUAGACACGCUUCUAAUGCUUCUGUACAGAGCAUUAAAACGUGUUGAUGAUAUGGGGAAUCUUGCAUCUUCUGAUAAAAACUGUGUCAUGAAUUACAAUGCAUUGAAAAACAGAGAACUUGUUGUCACAAGGCUGCUUAAGGGACGACUUUACAACUUGCGUGGGCGGUGCAGGAGGAGUUGGAGACUCUUUUAA
Molecule: messenger RNA, 396 nt
Organism: Arabis nemorensis
Lineage: Eukaryota; Viridiplantae; Streptophyta; Magnoliopsida; Brassicales; Brassicaceae
Source: the annotation of a GenBank genome assembly